This is a messenger RNA of Diaporthe citri, 1137 nucleotides long. RefSeq lists its product as uncharacterized. The transcript is spliced from 3 exons. The record is from RefSeq and is a predicted model, not a curated record. Lineage: Eukaryota; Fungi; Ascomycota; Sordariomycetes; Diaporthales; Diaporthaceae. Bases 1 to 1137 code for a protein of 378 amino acids. Gene Ontology annotation, molecular function: 2-oxoglutarate-dependent dioxygenase activity. Gene Ontology annotation, cellular component: cytoplasm.
AUGGCUCCAUCCGCCACCGAGACCAUCACCGUCACCCAGCCGCCGCUAAAGCUGCACUCGACAAAGUCCGGCACGGGUGACUACAAGCAACUUCAAGCGCACAAUGUCGACAGGGACGCCGAGGAAGGCAGGAAGGAAGGCAUCAAGGCCGCCAAGUAUGCCAACUACCUUCCCACGUGGGACCCUAGCCAGAAAUAUCCUCCCCUAACGCCCUUCGAGCACUACGAGCAUGGGCAAGACGCGGACACCUCCUUCAAGGACCUCCUCCCGGCGGAGUCGAAGGUCGUCGACCUGACGCCAACCAUCGGGAGCGAAGUUCGCGGUGUCCAGCUCUCCCAGCUCUCGAGCGCGGGCAAGGACCAGCUGGCCCGUUUUGUAGCUGAGCGCAAGGUCGUCGCCUUCCGUGGGCAGGACUUUGCCAAGCUGCCCAUCAAGGACGCGUUGGAGUGGGGCGGAUACUUCGGGCGGCACCAUAUUCAUCCUACGUCCGGGUCGCCCGCUGGAUACCCUGAGGUCCAUCUCGUCCACAGAGCUGAAGGUGACAAGAGCCACGAGUCGUUCUUUGAGACACGCACAAGCUCUGUCGCCUGGCACUCGGACGUCUCCUACGAGGCCCAGCCGCCCGGCACCACAUUCCUGUACAUCCUGGACAAGCCGGAGACGGGAGGUGACACGCUGUUCGUGGAUGCCGUGGAGGCUUACAACCGGUUGAGCCCGCUGUUCCAGGAGCGGCUGCAUGGACUGCAAGCGGUGCACUCUGGUAUCGAGCAGGUGAAUGCCGCCGUCUCCAGGGGGAGUAUUGUGAGGAGGGAGCCGGUGUACCAUGCUCACCCUAUUGUGAGGACGCACCCGGCGACGGGUCAGAAGGCGCUUUAUGUCAACCCACAAUUCACCCGCGAAAUCGUUGGCUUGAAGAAGGAAGAGUCGGAUGCGCUCCUGAAGUUCCUGUAUGACCACUUGGCCUACGGGGCUGACUUCCAGGCCAGGGUCAAGUGGGAGGAGGGCACAGUUGUUGUGUGGGACAACAGAGUAACUCAACACUCGGCCUUGGUGGACUGGAAGAAUGGGCAGAGAAGGCAUUUGGCCAGGAUCACUCCUCAGGCGGAACGUCCCUUUGAGACGCCCUUCAAGGCAUGA